AUGACGCAGAAUGCUGACCAGGGGGCAGUGGUGGAUCCCCACGCAAUCAUGAACCUGGAGCUGGAUGAGGAAGGUGAGGGCUGGACCGGAUCGAUACGGCGUCUUUUUGCGGAGCGCAAUAGAUUUUUCCUAAUGCUUGGUGUUUUUCUGAAGCUUUCACUCAUCUCCGCCAAGGCCCAUAAAGUUUCCUACUGCAUAAGUUUUUUCUCUGUCUUUCUGGUGGUGUUUCUGUGCAUUAUUCUCGUGUCGGUUAUUUUUAACCUUCCCAUCAUUUUCCUCCGCCUGGGUGAGGCAUACAACGGACAGAAUGAUCUUUUCUUAUUGCCUGGCGGGGAGCUAGGUAGUUGGGCGUCGUUAAACUACUCCACCAUUGAAGAGCUUUUUCCGCCAGAGGACACCGCACGCAACUACCACUCCCCUCGUAUUACAUUGUCGGCAUCUAUUGUGAAUUUUGCCGAUUGUACAGGGGUAAAGGAGCCGAAGGAUUUAUGGUACUCAAACAAUGGAAGAUUGUGUCGUAAGGGCUGUGUAGGGCAACACUGUCAUGAAAACGAUUUCUCUCUUCGUGUUGUGGCUAUUAACUCUGAACGCGAAACGAGAAUGGGCUUUGGAACUUCAUGGAAAGGGCCACCACUUGCAAAGGGGGAAGUGGUUUUGUCUAAAGUUGUUGCUAUUGCCGUAAAUAACACAAAGGUCGGUGAUACAGUCGUGAUUAGCGCAGAAUUUGGCACUCCCCUUCGGGCGCUUCUUCAAAAUGUUCCUUCUGUGGGAAGGAAUGCACGCGCCAUCAUGCCUUUCAGAGUCGUGGCCAUUAUUCCUCCAGAUCGUUCCAAGUUGGACGUGGAGGAUUUUGCCGUUAUUGACUACGACUCACUAGUUGCCACCGUUGCUGAAGGAUUACAUGACGAAGUGAAUAGAGAGGAGGUGGAGCGGUUUGCAAGGCGGGAUCCAAGGUUGGCUGCUUCCUCUAUUUACUUUAAUUUAGACCCAAAGGUUCGUAUGCAUACGUACAAGACGACGGAUUAUUCACUUAUACGACGACACAUCUCUACCUGGGUCACUUCUAUUGCCGAACCAAUUGGUUACAACCAAAUCUCAGUGAAUACGCCUAUAGUAAAGUUUUUGUACAGCGUCCGUUUUUUUUCACUCUUUGUGGGAUUGCUCGUGUCGAUUAUACUGGUAUCACUAGCCUUUCUCAGUGUUAUGCUUAUAUACUCAUUGCUCAAUUUAACUGUAGAGAGUCGAGUGUAUGAGUUAGGUAUUAAGCGGAUGAUUGGUUUUUCAGGGGCAAAUCUCGUGUUUAUGCUGCUUACAAACGCGUAUUCCUUUACGAUACCUGCAUGGUUACUUGGGCUUCUUACAGGACAGUUGGUGUUUCUUGGGUUGCGUAAGUUGGUUCAUAAUAUGAUUGGCGUUGAAUUACCUCACUUUAUUUCAGGACAAGCCGUUGGUUGGGCGACGUUGGCCGGACUGUUGCUUCCGCUUGUUGGAGCUAUUCUUCCUGUGAUCACCAUUCUCUCACAAAAACUUCCGGAUGCCUUGAAUGCUACACGCGGGCGCAACGUGGGUGUUGUGUACAAAAUUAUACGUGAAGGCGACACAAGAGCAUUACGUUAUAUGCUGUUCGGUAUUGGGCUUGCCUUUUUCGUCUUUGGAUUUUUACUAUACUACUUUUUUCCUGCCGUGCUGAUGCGCAUGCGGUUGGAUUGGCUUUUCGUCAUCUUCUUUGGUGUCCUGCUUGGGAUGCUAGCAGGACUGGUGUUGCUGGCGGUGAACUUUGAACGGGUUCUGCAAACGUCGGCGGCGUACCUCUUUUUCUUUUGGGAGAACGACGCCGUAUUUCAGGCCUUUCAAAGGUGUUUGGUGGCUCAUCGAAAACGGAACCGUAAAACCACAUUGAUGUAUGCAUUCUCGCUUGGUUUUAUUUUAUUCAUCACCAUUGCCUUUCAGGUUCAACUAAGGUCUUUCCAGCACGGUGUCCGACGAUCGAUGGGGGCUGAUGUGGUGAUUGAGUUCGAGAGCAUCGACCUAUUUAAGUUUGCCGAAAUGGCGCGCCACGUGCAAACGUCUCUCCCGCAGGUGUCAGCGAUAACUUUUCUUUCCAAUCCGGUUUCGCGUAAAUUGCAUGUACAAAAUGUGACCUUAUAUUCACCUGGACGGUAUGAAGGGGCUCUCAUGGGUGGUUUUCGUGCCAUAUCACCCAAUUACUUUGAGGUGCUUGAUAAGGAGUUUCUUCGGGUAAAUAAGUACGAUCGCGCGAGUCGAAAGUAUUCUCUUUCAGGUGCUCUCUACACAGUAAACAGAAAUCGGGUUAUCAUGUCUACGUCAGUGUAUUCGACCCUUCAGUCAAAGUCGCUUUCGGAUGCAGCUCUGCUUGUAAUUGGCUCAAUAACAGACAGUGUUAAACGAUCCGUAGAGAAUGUGCGCUAUGCUGUAAAGCCGUCUGCGGUAUUGGAUGCAGCUCCUCAAGUACCCAUGUCAAAGUACCGCGGCAUGACGGGGGCGCUGUUGACUUCAUUUCCUUCCUUGGCUCGUUUGAGUGCAAUUGAUUAUCUAAGUGUUCGCAGCCUGACAUUAUCCACAGUGAGUCUACGUGUUCCAAACGCAAGCCAGGUGGAGUUUGUAUCUCAAAAAAUGUCAAGUUACAUUCGGCGUAGUCGUAUUACAAAGUUUAUUAUUCGAGACGAUGGAACAACAGCGGAGUAUUUGGGUAUUGCAGAACGUAUGCUUGGCUUCUUUUUUACCUUUACACAAGGUAUUACCAUGGCAAUCUGUUGUUUUUCCCUACUUGCGAGCAUGACGGCAAAUGUGUCAGAAUCAACGAAGGAGAUUGGAAUUUAUCUCUGCAUAGGUAUGACCAAGCCGCAGAUCUACAGAAUUUUUAUCUGGGAGGCGUUUGUUGUCGUCAUUGCUUCCGCCGUAUUGGGUCUGAUUGUGGGUGUUAUGGUGGGGUAUAGUAUGCAGCUGCAGAAUCAGCUCUUCUCGCAAAUGGAUGUCGCGUUUACAUUUCCCUACCUACAAGUUGUGGUUGUUUUUGUGAUGGCCGUUGCAGCCGCUCUGCUCUCGAGUUGCCCCCCAGUGGCAUUCAUACUUCGCCUGCCGUCCGUCACCCACAUUUUGCGUCGAACGACCUGA
Molecule: messenger RNA, 3135 nt
Organism: Trypanosoma conorhini
Lineage: Eukaryota; Euglenozoa; Kinetoplastea; Trypanosomatida; Trypanosomatidae
Product: permease, family protein
Exons: 1
Coding region: 1-3135 (1044 amino acids)
Cellular component (GO): membrane
Source: RefSeq, a predicted model, not a curated record